GUGAACGAGAACUGCAGUACUGUUGGGUGUGAGAGACGGGCGGAGGCGGUUGAUGUUACAUAGAUGGAAAUAUGCAGACCGAGUGACAUUAUUGAUGUGAGACUGAAAUGAUAGUGUGCUGUCGAGGAUGACACCCAGACUCCUAACCUGGGGGGAGGGAGAAACUGAGGAGUUAAUAAUGGUAAGUGAAAAACUGUUGAGCUUUGAAAUGUUGGAUUUUGUGCCAAUGAGGAGAACCUCGGUUUAUCACUGUUUAAUUUGAGAAAGUUGAAGGUGAACCAGGAUUUUAUUUCAUUCAGACAGUCAGAGAGGAGACUGUGUGGGAGAGAGGCAAACAAGCAGCAUACAAACACAAUACAGGAUACAUGACUGUAAAACAUGACAAGACAUGAAAUAACAUGAACCAUAAAAUCACAUCAACAUGAAACAAAAAAAUACAUCUUGAUAAGGUUUGUUAUCCUCAGUAACCAAACUGACCUCCACACUCAUCUUUUUCUCUCAUUCUCAAACCCUGCUGUUCUUUUCCAGUUGAAUCAGUCUCUGAUGUUUACAGCAGAGUGACGUCAUGGCGACUGCAGCAGCAGACACAGAUGAUCUGUUUCCUCUGAGACGCAGGAACAGCAAGUCAUGGUUACCACCUCACAUGUCUGAGCUGAGGGUGGUUCUGCUGGGGAACAGCUGGUCUGAUAGGAGCUCAGUGGGGAACUUUAUACUCAGAGAGACUGAGUUCAACACUGAGGAAGAACCAGGCGGCUGUUUGAAGGUCAGAAGACAGAUAAAGGAGAAAGGCAUAGUUCUCAUCAACACUCCAGAUCUGCUGAGUCCCCACAUCUCUGAAGACAGACUGACAGAACAUGUGACAGCCUGUGUGAGACUCUCUGAUCCUGGACCUCAUGUGUUCCUGCUGGUUCUACAGCUUGAAGACUUCAGGGAGGAACACAAACUGAGACUCUGCAGAGUCCUUAAACUCUUCAGUGAUCAAUCAUUUGAUCAUUCAUUGAUACUGAUAUCAUCACCCAGAGAGCAGGGCUCCAAAUAUACUCAGUAUUCUCCCCUCAAAGACAUGAUCAGAGAGUGUAGGUACAGAUAUGUGGAGGGGAUGAACCUUGAACUUCCAGAGCUGUUGACACGUUUGGGUCAAAUUGUGAAGGAGCACGAUGGAGAGCAUGUCAGCUGUGAUGUGUUCAUGGACGCCACUGAUGAAACACAACAAGAGAAAACAAAGCCUGGCCUCCUACAUGCUGUUACUUCUGCUGGUCUGUGUGCCAGUGAUGACAGGGUGAGACCUCCUCCUCCAGGAGAGAUCACAGGUGAUCUGCUUCCUGUGAAGCGCAGCAGCAGCAUGGAGUUGUUGCCACCUAACUUGUCUGAGCUGAGGGUGGUUCUGCUGGGGAACAGCUGGUCUGAGAGGAGUUCAGUGGGGAACUUUAUACUCGGAGAGACUGAGUUCAACACUGAGGAAGAACCAGACGGCUGUUUGAAGGUCAGAAGACAGAUAAAGGAGAAAGACAUAGUUCUCAUCAACACUCCAGAUCUGCUGAGUCCCCACAUCUCUGAAGACAGACUGACAGAACAUGUGACAGCCUGUGUGAGACUCUCUGAUCCUGGACCUCAUGUGUUCCUGCUGGUUCUACAGCCUGAAGACUUCAGGGAGGAACACAAACUGAGACUCUGCAGAGUCCUUAAACGCUUCAGUGAUCGAUCAUUUGAUCAUUCAUUGAUACUGAUAUCAUCACCCAGAGAGCAGGGCUCCAAAUAUACUCAGUAUUCUCCCCUCAAAGACAUGAUCAGAGAGUGUAGGGACAGAUAUGUGGAGCGGAUGAACCUUGAACUUCCAGAGCUGUUGACACGUUUGGGUCAAAUUGUGAAGGAGCACGAUGGAGAGCAUGUCAGCUGUGAUGUGUUCAUGGAUCCCACUAAUGAAACACAAAUCACACAACAAGAGGAAACAAAGCCUGGCCUCCUACAUGCUGUUACUUCUGCUGGUCUGUGUGCCAGUGAUGACAGGGUGAGACCUCCUCCUCCAGGAGAGAUCACAGGUGAUCUGCUUCCUGUGAAGCGCAGCAGCAGCAUGGAGCUGUUGCCACCUGACUUGUCUGAGCUGAGGGUGGUUCUGCUGGGGAACAGCUGGUCUGAGAGGAGUUCAGUGGGAAACUUUAUACUGGGAGGGAAUAUGUUCAACACUGAGGAAGAAUCAAACCAGUGUCUCAGAAUCAGUGGAACAAUAGAGGGAAACAAAAUAUCUGUCAUUAACACCCCAGACCUGCUUAAACGUGACAUCUCUCCAGAACAGCUGACAGAUUAUAGAGAAAACUGUGCAAGACUCUCCGAUCCUGGACCUCAUGUGUUCCUGCUGGUUCUACAGCCUGAAGACUUCACUGACAAACACAAACAGAGUCUCUGCAGAGCACUGGAACAUUUCAGUGAUCGAUCAUAUGAUCAUUCACUGGUUUUGAUUUUAUCACCAAGAGAGGAGAGUCCAGGCUUAAAGAAGAAAUACAAGGAACACCCUCCAUUAAGAGACAUGAUCAUAAAGUGUAAAUACAGACACUUGAAACAGAAACACCUUGACCAUUCAGAGCUGUUAACACGUUUGAGUCAAAUAGUAAAGGAGAAUAGUGGAGAGCAUGUCAUCUACAAAGCAUCUGAGGAAACAACAGCUUCAUUACAUGACCAUCAUCAGAGCCUGAAACCACAGGGAAUACUGUCUUCUGUUAAAGCCUUUGGGUUCUCUGUUGUUACCAAAGUCACUCCACAGUUCCUCCUCUCAGGGAAAAACACGUCAACACAGGAAUCUGGAUUCAAGAUUAUCCUGCUGGGAAAAAGUGACGACAAAAAGAAAAAAUUGUCCAACUUCAUCAUGCGUGGUCAAACUGGUCAUCAUGGAAAACACCCUCAAACCAGACGAGCCAGACACUGUGAGGUCACCUGGGGAGAGUGGAAAGGAAACCCACUAACAGUGGUGAAAACUCCAGACUUGUUCAGUCUGUCUGUGGAGGCUGUGAGAAGAGAGGUGGAGAGCUGUGUGAGUCUUUGUCCUCCAGGACCAAAUGUUCUGCUGCUGUUAGUGAAACCUUCUGAUUUCACUGAAGAGAACAGAGAAACACUGAAGUUCAUCCUCAGUCUGUUUGGUCAAGAUGCUUUUAAACACUCAGUGAUCAUCAGCACACAUGAGGACGGUCAAACAGACGACUCUUAUAGACGUCUACUUAAAGACUGUGGAGACAGACACUACAGCAUGGCUGAUAACGACAUCCACUCAUUAAUGACACAGAUUGAGAGCCUUGUGUGUGAGAACGAAGGAGACUUCCUCACCCUCACUGAAGAGUUGAUCACUCUGAAGUCUGAACACAUGAAACCAGCUUUAAACCUGGUCCUGUGUGGGAGGAGAGGAGCAGGGAAGACUUCAGCAGCAAAGGCCAUUUCAGGUCAGACAGGUCUUCAUUCAGCCUCCAGCUCAUCAGAGUGUGUUAAACAUCAGGGAGAGGUGUGUGGACGUUGGGUUUCCCUGGUGGAGCUUCCUGCUCUGAGUGGAGAACCUCUGGAGACAGUGAUGAAGGAAUCACUCAGGUGUGUCUCCCUGUGUGAUCCUGAAGGUGUCCAUGCCUUCAUCCUGGUCCUACCUGUGGAUCCUCUCACUGAUGAAGACAAGGGAGAGUUAAAGAUGAUCCAGGACACCUUCAGCUCUGGAGUCAAUGACUUCACCAUGAUUCUGUUCACUGUAGAGUCAGAUCCUACAGCUCCAGCUGUUGUUAACUUUCUCAAAAGAAACGAGGAAAUCUCAGAGCUCCUUCAGAGCUGUGGAGGAAGAUCUUUUGUUCUCAACAUCAAGGACCAGCAGCAGGUUGAAAGGCUGUUGCACAUGGUGGAAAAAAUUUGUCAAUCUAAAAAUGAACCAUGCUGCUUCACAACUUUAACAUUUGCUCAUGCACAAAUGGUAAAAGUUAUUCAACAAGAGAAACAAAUCUGCAAUCAACAAAAUGAACUUCAAAUGUUGAAACAGAGGAACAAUAUUGCCUGUGAUGAUGAGAAGCAGAGCUCAGAGCGUCUCAGGAUUGUGCUGAUCGGGAAGACCGGCUGUGGGAAGAGUUCUUCAGGAAACACCAUUCUAGGACAAGAGGAGUUCUUGGCUGAGUCAGGUCAAAUAUCAGUCACUAAACGCUGUCAGAAAGCACACGGUGAAAUGGACGGUCGUCCUGUCACUGUGGUCGACACUCCUGGUCUGUUUGACACAACGUUUUCCCAUGAAGAGGUUCAUGAAGAGAUGAUAAAAUGCAUCAAUCUUCUGGCUCCAGGACCACAUGUCUUCCUGUUUGUGUUACAAAUUGGCCGACUCACAGAUGAAGAGAAAGAGACAUUAAAACUGAUCAAAGAAGGCUUUGGGAAGGAUGCUGAGAAGUUCACCAUCAUUCUUUUCACAAGAGGAGAUACACUGAAACACGAGAAACGUUCAGUUGGAGAAUACAUCGCUAAGAAAUGUGAUGAUUCCUUCCAGAAACUGAUCUCUGACUGUGGAGGAAGAUACCACGUGUUCAAUAACUAUGAUGAACAAAACAGAACUCAGGUCAGUGAGCUGAUGGCAAAGAUCGACACAAUGGUGAAGACAAAUGGAGGCAGCUGCUACACCAAUGAGAUGCUGCAAGAAGCUGAAACUGCUAUAAAGAAAGAAAUGGAGAGACUCUUAAAGGAGAAAGAAGAGGAGAUGAAGAGAGAGAGAGAAGAACUUAAGAAGACACAUGAUGAGGAAAUCAAAGCAUUACAUUUAAGAAUGGAAAAACAGAGAAGAGAGGUUGAAAUUGAGAGAACACAAAGAGAAAAGGAAUUGGAAAAGUUGAAACUGGAAAGCGACAAUAUCAUCAUGGAGGAACGUGAUAGGAGAAGUAAAGAAAAGGAAAACAGAGAUGAAGAAGACAGACAGAGAAAAAUGUGGGAAGACAUUCAAAGACAGAAGUGGAAAAAGAAAGUUGCAGACUUAGAACAACAAAUAAAAAAACAGUCGCAAUCCAAGGAAAACACUGACAGACAGCUGAGGAAAACAGAAGAAGACCUGAAAAAAGAAAGAGAUAACUGGGAGAAAACACAAAAAGAAUGGUGGAAGAAACGAAAACAGGAAGAGAAAAGGAGAGUAAAGAAAGAAGAAACAAGAAUAAGUGAGCUUAAAGAAGAAUACGAACAGAAAAAACAACAUGAUGCUAUGAUUAGAAAGAAAGAAGACAAAAAUAGACAACAACAGGAAGAAAAUGCUAAAAAGGCCAUUAAGGCAAACUAUGAGAAAAAACUGAAGGAAAUGAGGAAGAAUUAUGAGGAGGAGGCCAGGACAAAAGCUGAGGAGUUCAACGGCUUCAUUAAGGUUAAAAAUGAAGAAUUUGGAGCUCUAGAAAAAGAACAUGUGGAAAAGAUGACAUUGCUGAAGCAACAGAAAGACAAAGAAAUGGAGAAGAAGCAGGGGGAGUAUGACAGCUUGAAGGAACUUUCGGCCCAGAAAGAAUCAAAUCUGAAACAGCAAAGGAAAGACAUACAGGAGAAGCAGGAACAGUAUAACAGACUAUUUGAUCUGUCAACCCACAAUGAAGGACUGGCACUUGUUAUGGAUGAGCUACAGAACAAACAGAAACGGGAAAUGGCCGACCUCACACUGCUACUCUUGACUCAGAGGGAAAGAUAUGAAAAGGAAAUGAAGGAGUUGGAAGAAAAGCACAAAAAAGCGGUGGAUAACCUUAAAGAAGACUUAUCAGCCCAAAAUGAAAGGAAUGAGAGGGAACAAAUUGAUCAGUUAAUGAUAAAACAGAAUCAAGAAAUGAAAGACAUAAAGAAAGAACUCUCACAAAGCCACAAAGAGGUUCAGAGCUUAAAAACAUCAAAUUUGUCCAAAACACAUGAGCAAGAAAAGAUGAAGUUAAAAGAAGGACUUAAAAACCAGCAGGCAACUCGAAAGAAACACAUGGAAGAUUUACAAAGAAAAUAUAAAGAAGCAAUGGAUGAAUUCAAACAGGAUAUUUUCCAAAAACUGUAUAAUUUACAGAAAAAACACAAUGAGCAGAUAAACCAAUUCAAACAGAAAAUGACCAAAAAUCCAGACCAACAGGAAAAACUUGAUGAACUCGAGAAAAAACACAGAGAAGCAAUGAAUGACCUGAAAGAAAGAAGUUUGACUGGUGCAUGGUGCUCAAUUCUGUGAGAAAUCUGAUCUCUUAACUUCCAUGGCCCUGUGAAAUGUGUUGCCUACAAAUAAAGAAACAUGGAAGGGUAGGUAGCUGGCUGUGAAGAAGAGAUUGCAAUUUAUAUAUAUGCAUGGAGAAGGGAGCCAGACUAACCAAAAACAUCAUUUGCUUGUGUAGAAUUAUUUUUAGAAAUAUUAUGUAGAUAUGUACAAGUAUGUGUAAAUAUACAAUGAUGUAUUCAGCAGCCAUUUUCAAAUGGAACCUCAGGGUGGGUCAUACCACUUAUCUACACCAUUGUUUCGGCAACAUGGAAAGCAACCAGAAAACAUAAACCAAAUCUGUUCUGUUGGAGGAUGAUGAGGAUGGGACAAUGAGGAGGCAAAGAGUGCUCAAGGACUUAAGGAGUUUUCUGGCCCAUGGUGACUGGAUGGUUCACCGAUUUAAACCCUCUAAAGCCAUGCUUGAGGAUCUGUGUACUGAACUUUGUAAAUAAAGACCUUCACCACUUAUGGCAAUCAGCUGUUUAUAGUAACAAACAGUUAUAUGUUCAAUAUGACUAACAACUCAUAAUGUUUUCCUUUCUUCCUAAAGCACCUUCUGGGAGUGAUGUUUUCUCUUGUAAUGACUCACUAUUCACUCUGACAAGAAAGCUCAUUUAUACAGUCAACAGUUAUGAGAUGCUUUGCAUUGACCACGGAUGAAUAUUAAGUGAUAGUGUUCACAGAUUUAUUAAGAGAAUCACAGAACUGAUCCUGUCAUUUUGUGUGUAUAACUCAAAAUAUGUUAUCUGUUUAAAAGUUUGUUUGAAGUGUUUUUAUUCCUCUCAAGUGCAUAAUGAAGUGUUUUUAUUCCUCUCAAGUGCAUAAUGAAGUGUUUUUAUUCCU
Messenger RNA from Notolabrus celidotus (New Zealand spotty), 7045 nucleotides. RefSeq lists its product as uncharacterized. The record is from RefSeq and is a predicted model, not a curated record. The transcript has 12 exons. Gene Ontology annotation, molecular function: GTP binding. Lineage: Eukaryota; Metazoa; Chordata; Actinopteri; Labriformes; Labridae. The coding region runs from base 566 to 6178 and encodes 1870 amino acids.